AUGGCUGCGUCCGAUGCCCCCGCGAAACAACGGACCAUGCCGGCAACCCAGAGGCUGCGGUUCACAGUCGACGAAGACCUCUGCCUUCUCCGCGAGGUUCGAGCUGCGAACCCUUUUGCGUCACCCGAAGGCUGGACUCUUGUCUAUAGCAAUCUUCUAGUGGCCCUAACACGGGUCUUCACAAUUCGGGCAAUCCGGGACCGUGUGGACCUGCUGCUGGGCUACUUCCGACAACAGGACACAGCCAAUUUGCGAAAUAGGUCUGGGACGGAGGAGCAGUAUGCAGAAAAAGACCGGCUGCUCCAGGAGAUAUUUGACCUUGCACGGGAGUUUGGACAUAGACCGAAGACUGCACCAAGGAAGGGGCGCUCAGGAGCAGCCGCCUGCAAGCGCAGGCCACAAUCUUCAGCUGCUGCCCAGGUGCGAGCAGCAAAGGCAGCAAGGGAUGCAGCCGUGGCCCGCACCGCCCCCUUGCCAGUGCCGUCAGUGUCGACGGUCGAUGCAGAUGAAGAACCAGAACAGUAUGCAUCCCCAGAUCUUGGUGAGGAGGGUUCGCCAGCACUGAACCUCCUCAUGCAGGCUUACAUGGAAAAUCCAGAGAGAGAGGAAGAAGAGGACUUCGUAGCCCCCUCCCAGCCUGUCAGGAGCCCUGAUAAUGCCCCAAAUGGUGCAGGUACUGAUGAGAACGUGCCACCUACACCGGCGUCCAGAUCUUCAGGUGCCAGGCGAAAAAGAAGGCAGCAAUCGUCCGAGAUGGACUUUCUUGAGCGCCGGUCAGAGCAGGAACUCGCAAGAGAAGAUAGGCGUUUCGCCCUUGAAGAAAGGGACAUGGCGCUGAGAGAGAUGCAAAUGUCGUUGGAGCAACUCAAGUACCAAGAAGAUGCAAAGGACCGCGCUGAAGCACGGCAGGCUCUGGCGGAAGAAAGGCGGGCACAGGCCGAGGAGCGGCAGUUCCAGGCAGAAGAGCGAAAGAUUCAGAUGGAGGAAAGGAGGGCAGCAACAGAAGAAAGGCGGUUGCUGAUUGCUCAGCAGGAGCUGCAAAUUCAGCUCCUGACUAGACAAAUUCAGAAGUAAAGUUGGAGAUUUAAAGUA
Ixodes scapularis (black-legged tick) is the source of this 1092-nucleotide messenger RNA. RefSeq names its product caldesmon. The transcript is spliced from 4 exons. Lineage: Eukaryota; Metazoa; Arthropoda; Arachnida; Ixodida; Ixodidae. Bases 1 to 1074 code for a protein of 357 amino acids. The record is from RefSeq and is a predicted model, not a curated record.